AUGGCAGAGGAAGGAAGAAAUAGGGACGUCCGCCACCUAGGAGUUGUACUUGUAGCCGUCGGGGAAACCGGAAAGGUCUUUCUCCUCGCUUUCUCCGGAAACACAACAACUUGUCACUACGCGUUCUUUCGCAGCCUCUCAUUCCUGCGAAAGAAUCAGAGACCCAAACUAGGGCUUCGUUUGACUGCAUAGAUGGAGGUCGACAAGAUAAUCGAACGCCUGAUUGAAGUCCGAUCGGCGAAGCCCGGCAAGUUGGUGCAGCUCUCGGAGUCGGAGAUCAAGCAUCUGUGUAUUGCUUCGCACGAUAUCUUUAUCCAACAGCCCAAUCUCCUCGAGCUCCAAGCCCCCAUCAAAAUCUGCGGUGACAUUCAUGGGCAAUAUAGUGAUUUGCUAAGGCUCUUCGAGUAUGGGGGUUUUCCUCCUCUAUCCAAUUAUCUGUUUUUAGGCGACUAUGUAGACCGCGGCAAGCAGAGUUUGGAAACAAUAUGCCUUUUGCUUGCAUAUAAAAUUAAGUAUCCAGAGAACUUUUUUCUGCUUAGGGGAAACCAUGAAUGUGCUUCAAUUAAUCGCAUUUAUGGAUUCUUUGAUGAAUGCAAGCGUCGGUUUAACGUGAAAAUAUGGAAGUCAUUUAUUGAAUGUUUCAAUUGUCUUCCUGUGGCGGCUCUGAUUGAUGACAGAAUAUUGUGCAUGCAUGGUGGCCUUUCCCCCGAUCUUUCAAACUUGGAUCAGAUUAGAAACUUGCCACGCCCAACUGUUGUUCCUGACACUGGUUUAUUAUGUGAUUUACUCUGGUCUGAUCCUAGUAGAGAUGUUAAGGGAUGGGGAAUGAAUGAUAGAGGAGUUUCAUUCACAUUUGGUCCUGACAGGGUGACAGAGUUCUUGACAAAGCAUGAUCUUGAUCUUGUUUGUCGUGCACAUCAGGUUGUGGAGGAUGGUUAUGAAUUCUUUGCUGAGAGGCAGCUUGUAACCAUAUUCUCUGCCCCAAACUACUGUGGUGAAUUUGACAAUGCUGGUGCAAUGAUGAGUGUUGAUGAAAACUUGAUGUGUUCAUUCCAAAUUCUUAAGCCAGCAGAGAAAAAAACUAAGUUCAUGGCGUCCACAAAGAUGUGAUUGAUGGAAGUGCUACCCCCUUGCUUUACUCAGGCAAAAGUGCUAGCAUAAAGUUGUCCCCAAUUUUCUCCCCAAAACAGCAGGAUGGCCGCAUUUCUCUAUGCAGCUGUUUUAAUUCAGUUCAGUUACACGAGAUUCAAAAAUCCAGGCUGGGAUGGAACUCCAUCUGGCUUAACAUGGCCAAAGCAACCCCCUCCCUGGAUUUAUCACCGCUGAUCUAUCUUCCACAUUUUCUAGUAGCAAUUGUAAUCAUGUAAAUAUCUUUCAUAUUGGCCAUGAAAAUGGCACAAAUCUGAAAGACUCGUGAUCUUACAAUUGUUUUGAUCAAUUGACCCAGUUGAUUGAUGAAUGCAGUUGCUCUGAUCCUACAUCUUACACUUAUAUUCUUGAGUUUAUGAGCUCAUCACGUUGGCUUGUUACCUGGUUUGGAAUUGGAAGCGCCCCCCCUCCUUUUGUCUUUGGAUUGGUGCAUUGACAUUAUGCAGAUUAAUUGGUUGCUUUUUUCUUC
Diospyros lotus (date-plum) is the source of this 1618-nucleotide messenger RNA. Its product is annotated as serine/threonine-protein phosphatase PP1 isozyme 4. Bases 193 to 1110 code for a protein of 305 amino acids. NCBI's taxonomy places the organism in Eukaryota, Viridiplantae, Streptophyta, Magnoliopsida, Ericales, Ebenaceae. Gene Ontology annotation, cellular component: nucleus; cytoplasm. The record is from RefSeq and is a predicted model, not a curated record. The transcript has 4 exons. Gene Ontology annotation, molecular function: protein serine/threonine phosphatase activity.